Zootermopsis nevadensis is the source of this 2965-nucleotide messenger RNA. RefSeq names its product organic cation/carnitine transporter 2. The record is from RefSeq and is a predicted model, not a curated record. Gene Ontology annotation, molecular function: transmembrane transporter activity. NCBI's taxonomy places the organism in Eukaryota, Metazoa, Arthropoda, Insecta, Blattodea, Termopsidae. Gene Ontology annotation, biological process: transmembrane transport. Gene Ontology annotation, cellular component: membrane.
AAGCCAGCAUCUCCUGAAGUCCUGGGUUGUAAGUGCCUUAUGCUGAUUCGUUAUUCAGUCUCACAGAAUCACAAGUAUUUUACGGAACAUGGAACUUAACUUAAUCAGCAUGAGAUAGCGUACGUGUGUUGUUAUCAGCUCGAAACAGUUUACAGUGGGGGGUCUAUAAAAGAGAUAGACGCUUUCCGAGAAGCUUGAAAUCGUGUGCCAACCGAGGACAUCGUACCAGAAGCUUAUCUUCUCCUACCGUGAGGUUUUUUGAAAUAUUUACUGAGCAUUUAUCUGUGUCCGUCGUGGUAGUGGUGAUGCGAUGAGCUUCGAAGUGCCACCAAGACUCUUCUGUCGCUAAAGCAAGGGCCAGACAUCCGGAGAUAUGAGCAGAUAGCCGCGAACUCAGAGCGUCAUCACGAUGGUAGACAAUUCUAGUCGGUUGUCCUUCCUCACUGGGUCGGGGGAAGUGGACAGAGACGCCCUGUUUGACCGACUUAUGAAUCAUGUAGGUUUAAACGGUAAAUAUCAAUCGAGGUUUAAUUUCGUGUUUAAUUUUGUAUUUGUUAUAUUCCUGGCAAUGCCGUAUCUUAAUUUGGUGUUGGCUUUGACAACACCCGAGCACUGGUGUCAUGUUCCCGGAAGGAAUGAAACUAAUUUCACAGAAGAGGAAUGGAAAAGUCUUACGAUACCCAGGGUAACAGAUGAGAGUGGCAAAGAGUCGUACAGCAAAUGCCAAAUGUACAACGUAAGCACGCAACUGAACACAACAGCAAGUUUGCAGUCAAUGAACAAUAAUAGCACAAGGCUUCAGAUCGUAGGUUGUCAGAACGGUUGGGUCUACGAUCACACGUGGUACACCAGGACGGUGGUCACUCAAGAGAACUGGGUAUGCGACAAGGAACUCUACGUCACGAACACUUUCGUGUUCAGCAGAGCGGGUGACGUCAUAGGAACGUUCGUGUUCGGACAGCUGGGCGACGCGAUCGGCCGCCGGCCUGUGUUCUUCGUGACUCUGUUCCUGCUGGCAGUGGGUCGAUGCCUGACCGUGUUCACUGCCAGCAACUACCCCCUUUUCCUCACCGUCACUGUGUUCGGCAGCGUGUCUCAGUCGGCCGCCUUCCAGAGUCCCCUUGUACUAGGCACGGAGAUGUCUUCUGCGGACAAGAGGGCCCACAUUGCUAUGCUGCAGUGCCUGGGUUGGACGCUCGGCGUGUGUCUCAUGCCUUUGGUCGCCUGGGCAACUAGAGACUGGGUCGCAUUUCUCAUCAUUACGUCAGCGCCUUGCGGAGUUUUCCUCUUUGCUUACAAGUGGUUCCCCGAGUCCGCGAGGUGGCUAGCCGCGAGAGGAGAAACGACGAGAUGUGCCAGGGAGUUGAGAAACAUCGCGAAGACCAAUGGAUCCUCCCUCCCUAACGAUACGAUGUUGACGCUGAGGAAAAUCGCGGCAAAGAAAGAACGGAUUUACGGCCUGGCGAGUCUUUUUUCCAACUGGAGGCUCGCGAAGAACACGACACUCAUCGUCUAUCUGUGGGUGGUGAACUCCAUGACGUACUAUACCCUGAUGCUGAACGUCAGCAGUAUGGACGGCAACCCGUUUAUGAACUUCUUCUGGCAAUCUCUGGUGGAGCUUCCGGGUUACGUCGUGGGGAAGUAUUUUUCCGAUCGCUACGGACGGCGAUGGACCCAGGGCGCCCUCUUCCUCUUCCUCGUUCUGUCCGUCGUCGUCGUGAUCUGCAUUGUCGGACGACCCGACCUGGUUUGGCUGACGACCGCCAUGGUGGCGUUCGUCAAAUUCUGCUUCACGAUCACGUACUACGUGGUGCAUCUGGUUGCCGUGGAAACGUAUCCUACGUGCGUUCGGCAGACGGGAACGUCGCUGGGGGCAGUGAUGGGGAGUAGCAUGGGGAUCCUCGGACCCUACAUCGUCUUCCUUGGCAGCACGUACGAUGUCCGAUACCCGUACAUAAUAAUUGGCAUUGUAUCCGCCACUGGGAUGGCGGCAGCACUGUUCCUGCCGGAAACACUCCAUCAAAGAUUACCAGAGACUCUGGCCGAUGCCCACAAUUUUGGGCACGAUCAGAAAUUCUGGAGCCUGCCCCAGAAACCAGUUUGCACGGAAACUGAAAUGUCUGAAGUUCCUCUGAAGUCUUUGGCCUAAUAAGAGCAUAGACGAAGAUGAAGAUACAUGAAGUUGAGACAGUUUUCUAGGAAUUCACCUGAAAUUAUUUUCAGUUCCAAUUUACGGAGCGCAGACUUAAGCCAAGCCGAGUCGUGCUGACCCACAACGCACGGCUGACCUGUCUAGAGACCUCGCUCUGUCUAUAUCAGGGACUAAGUGAGAUUUGGAGGUCCAAAACGUCACUCAUAACUAAUUAUCAACCCAUUUUUUUAUAUCCUGACGCCAAGUUCCAUCAUCAUUCUUAAAAUGUCGGUGCACUGGUAUAGAAAUUUUUAUUUCUAAUUGAAUCAAAUCGUGUUCCCCAAUUUGUCAAAUCCUGCCAAACUUUCUGAAGACGUAGAUCAGAUUCGCCUCCAUAAAUUCUGUGUUAUUUUUUUUCAGAGCGUAGGACAACGAAUGAAGUCGAAAACGGUGUCAGAUCUGCCAAAUGCACUAUAAGCAGCAGCCAAUAUUAUUUUACCAGCUGCUGUUUUGAGCUCGUUCUGUCAAAAAUGCUGUAUAUCUCCGUAUUCUAAAGUUCUGUCUAUUAAAGUGUCCGCUUAGGUAAAACCAUGCUUCGUCACUGAAGAAAACUUUAUCUAAACCUUCAAGAGUACCUUUUGGUGUGACGAAGUUUCAAUAUGACGACGUGUGGCCCUCGUGGGCUCCUCUGAAGUCACGGCGAUGUCGUCUGUUGGUUAAUCCAAGAAAAUUACGACCGCAAAUGAACAUUGCAAUACUUUUAUAUCACCCUGUAUAAGGCCGAACCAUGUGCUUGAAUCUACGGUCAAAUAUAAAGUUAAGUGUUUGCUCUCA